AUGGACUCGGCUCCUCGAUCCUCGCGUUCAUCCCUCCGUGAAGCCCACGGCUACGCGGGCAGCAUCAGCAAUGCCGACUACACGCAAUCACCGAUCAACGCGCUGGAGCCGCAGUUCGCCGAGCUGGCCGACUCGAUGGCCGACCUCGAGGCCAAUUUCAUGCACCUGCAGCUGAUGCACGAGAGUCUGACGCGCUUCAGCGAGAGUUUUGCUAGUUUUCUGUACGGACUGAAUAUGAACGCGUUCUGUGUGGAUUUUCCCGAGGUACGAUCUGGAGAUGCGGAGAUCAAAACAAACCUGCUAAACGACCACCACAGGCCCCGAUUGCCGAUUCGUUUCGCAGAGCGCAGCAGGCCGAGUCGCAGACAGGUAGGCUAUGCGCAGUGGGCGCGAAUGAUGCGUGCUAAUCACUCAGACGCAGAUGAUCCGAUCCGAUCGACGGAAGAGGCAGAGAUGACUUUCCUGUGA
Penicillium lagena is the source of this 468-nucleotide messenger RNA. RefSeq names its product DASH complex subunit DAM1. Gene Ontology annotation, cellular component: mitotic spindle polar microtubule; mitotic spindle; DASH complex. The transcript has 2 exons. The coding region runs from base 1 to 468 and encodes 155 amino acids. The record is from RefSeq and is a predicted model, not a curated record. Gene Ontology annotation, biological process: mitotic sister chromatid biorientation. NCBI's taxonomy places the organism in Eukaryota, Fungi, Ascomycota, Eurotiomycetes, Eurotiales, Aspergillaceae.